This is a messenger RNA of Diaporthe citri, 1071 nucleotides long. RefSeq lists its product as uncharacterized. Bases 1 to 1071 code for a protein of 356 amino acids. The record is from RefSeq and is a predicted model, not a curated record. The transcript has a single exon. Lineage: Eukaryota; Fungi; Ascomycota; Sordariomycetes; Diaporthales; Diaporthaceae. Gene Ontology annotation, cellular component: cytoplasm; nucleus.
AUGGCCACCGAAUCCGCCUCCAAGCGCCUCAAGACCACCGACUCGUCGUCCGCCGUCACCAUCGGCACCCACAAUGGCCACUUCCACGCCGACGAGGCCCUGGCCGUCCACAUGCUGCGCACCCACAUCCCACGCUACCACGGUGCACGUCUGAUCCGGACCCGCGACCCCAAGGUGCUUGAGGCCUGCAACACCGUCGUCGACGUCGGCGGCGAGUACGACGCCGACCGCCUCCGCUUCGACCACCACCAGCGCGGCUUCACCACCGUCUUCCCCGGCCGCAACACCAAGCUGAGCUCCGCCGGCCUGGUCUACAUGCACUUCGGCAAGGAGGCCAUCGCCAACAGGCGCGCCUCAGCCGCCGCCGACCCCAGCACCGUGGACUUGAUCUACAACAAGGUGUACGAGUCGUUUGUCGAGGCCGUGGACGCCAAUGACAACGGUGUGAGCGCGUAUGAUUCAGAAGGAAUUGCCGCCGCCGGCCUGGAGAAGAAGUUCAGCGACGGUGGCUUCACGCUGGGCGCCAUGGUGGGCCGCCUGAACCCCAACUGGAACGACCCGGCGCCCAGCGACCCGGUCGAGGCGCAGGCCGCCGAGGACGAGAAGUUCGUCACUGCAAGCCAGCGUAUCGGGGAGGAGUUCGAUCGGACCUUGGACUACUACGUCAACGCCUGGCUACCGGCGCGCGCCCUGGUGGAGAAGGCCUUCACCGAGAGGCCGCAGUACGACGCGCAGGGCAGGAUAAUGGUGCUGAGCGGCCAGAGCUGCCCGUGGAAGGACCACCUGUACGCCCUGGAGGAGGAGAACAAGGAGGCGGGUAAGGUGCUGUACGUCCUGUACCCGGAGAAGCCCACGCCCGACGCCAAGUGGAGGGUGCAGACUGUGCCCGUGACCAAGGACUCGUUCGAGAGCCGCAAGGCGCUGCCCAAGGAGUGGCGCGGCGUGAGGGACGAGGAGCUGGACAAGGUGUCUGGCGUGCCGGGCUGCGUCUUUGUCCACGCGGCUGGUUUCAUUGGCGGGAACAAGACGUUCGAGGGCGCGCUCGAGCUCGCUAAGAAGGCGUUGGACUAA